UCCCUCCUAAGCUUGCGUGCUGCAGCAGGCGCGACUCCUUGACGAGCCGGUGGGCGGGAGCAAAGUUUAAGACGAGCCACCGCAGCAAGUUCAGCCUCACAAUUGUUUUUGGACACGGUCUGUUUCCCUUUUGGGUUUUCACAGCUGCGCCCCGAUGGCGCUAGCCAACAGCUCUUCCACGUUGCACCCGGUGAAAAACGAAAACAUCGUGGACAGCACGGCCGCCACCACCGUGGGCGCCCUCAUCCUCAGCCUGGUCUUCCUCUUGGGCUUACCCGGCAACCUCUUUGUCAUCUGGAGCAUCAUGGCUCGGGCCCGAAAGCAAACCAUCACCACGCUCCUCAUCCUCAACCUGGCCAUCGCCGACGGUUCGCUGAUGGCGUUGACGCCGUUCUUCAUUGCUUACUUGGUGAUGAAGAAGUGGGUGUUUGGGACAGUGAUGUGCAAGGUGCUCUUCUACCUGUGCCUGGCCAACAUGUACGCCUCCAUCCACAUCAUCACCCUCAUGAGUCUCUAUCGGCUGCUGGCCGUACUGCGGCCGCAGCGCGUGAGCGUCCUGGUGGGCCACCGGACGGUGACGUGGACGCUGGCGCUCAUGUGGGCGUUGGUGGCAAUCGCCUCCGUUCCCGCUAUCGUCUUCCGCAACGUGAGGACCAAUGCCGACCGCGCCAUCUGCGACUCCUACCACGACGACGAGAGUCACACGGUGGUCCAGUACAUGCUGGAACUUGUUUUGGGUUUCCUGAUCCCGUACAGCAUCGUGGUGGUCAGCUACAUCUGCAUCCUACGCCGCAUCCGACAGACCAAAUUCCGCCGACGCAUUCGUAGCGAGAAACUCAUCUUGGCCAUCGUGGUGACCUUUUGUGUCUUCUGGCUGCCCUACCACAUCGUCAACAUGGUGCAGGUCACGUGGGCGCUCUGUCCUGAGGGUUCGAUUAAAACAACGCUGGCGAAAAUCUGGCACCGAAGUCGCGCUGUCACGUCCGCUGUGGCCUUCAUCAGCAGCUGCGCCAACCCGGUGCUGUACUUCUUUGCCGGCAAGUCAUACAUCCGGCGCGAGGGUCUGGCCUUCAUGGCCCGCCUGUUUGAGGCGGCCGGCCUGGACUCCAUCUCCAGGAAGAGCCGUCAGAACAGCCAGAACAGCCGCGACAAGGACAAAGAGGCAGAUGGGGUCAUGCUGAAGGACAAAUUUCAGGACUCCAACUCGAGCGCCAAUGUCAAAGUGAUGAAGUCUCCGACCACGGAGAAGUCAAAGUAUUCGGCCGACGAAGCCAUGGUGUCCAAUAGCACCGGCGCCUUCUCUCUCCCCGUCAGCACCUCAGCCAAGGUCGGCAUCGCCAUCCUGACCUUGGCCUUCGCCUUGGGCUUCCCGGGGAACCUCUUUGUGGUGUGGUCGGUGGUUUGUCGUGUCCAAAAGCGCUCGGUGACGUGCUUGCUGGUCCUCAACCUGGCGGUGGCCGACGCUUUGGUGUUGCUCACGGCGCCCAUUUUCCUGCGUUACCUGGCCGGGGGGCAGGGCUGGGAGUUUGGCUCGGCGGCCUGCAAGCUGGUGCACUACCUGUCCAGUGUCAACAUGUACGUGUCCAUCUACCUCAUCUGUCUGAUGAGCAUGGAUCGCUGGCUGGCUGUCAGCAGGCCUUUCCUAUCCCAGAGGAUGCGGACUAAGCGCUCCCUGCUGAUUCUCCUCCUGGGAGUCUGGGCCAUGGCCUUCGUGCUGUCCCUUCCGAUGCCGUUCUACCGAAGCAACCUGAGGAAAGUGUUCCCCAACAACGCCACGUUGAAAUUUUGCGUGCCGUACCACUGGCGAAGUGUGGGCCAUCGGGUCUUUCAGUACACCUUUGAAACCAUCAUGGGCUGCCUGGUGCCCUUCUCCCUCAUCAACACUUGCUACUCGUCGGUCAUCUGCCGCCUGCAGAGCGCCAUGUUCCAGCGGCGCGGCAAAAGCAGCCGGCUCAUCUUGAUGAUCAUUUGCACCUUCGCCGUUUUCUGGCUGCCGUAUCACAUCGUCAACACCAUCGAGGUGAUCGGUCUCUUGCAGGGCAGCCAGGCGACGGUAGCGGCCGCCCUGGUGGCCCGCCCCAACGUCACCGCCUUCGCCUACUUCAGCAGCGCCGUCAACCCGAUUCUCUACGUCUUUGCCGGCAGCUCUCACAUCCGCCGGGCCGGCCUCAAUUUCAUGGGCAAGCUCUUUGAGGCCACCAACUCGGAGAGCAGGAGCACGUCCACCUUCACCCGCAGCGGACGCACCAGCUCGUCGCGGGAAGACACCUCGGUGCUGCAGACCCUGUCGGUCAAAUUGGGGAAGCCGUUCAGGGGGAGGCAGGGAGACGGCGGCGACGUGUCGACAAGAGAGAUGGACGAGCCGGAACUGAAGACUCUGGCAAGUGUCGAGCCGUUCGAAUAGUGUAAAUACCCUGAUCAUCUUUCUUUCUAAUGUGGAUUCUUCCUUUUGUUUUUGUAUACCUGCAAUGAUACCCACUUCCAUUGUUUACAUUGUCACAAUGCUGCCUUCACAUAGCUAAUAUUGCUUCAUUUUGAGAGAGCUAUUCAUGUAAUACAGUAAUCCCUCGUUUAUCGCGGAUAAUU
Messenger RNA from Syngnathus acus (greater pipefish), 2586 nucleotides. RefSeq names its product proteinase-activated receptor 1-like. The coding region runs from base 155 to 2404 and encodes 749 amino acids. The record is from RefSeq and is a predicted model, not a curated record. Gene Ontology annotation, biological process: inflammatory response; phospholipase C-activating G protein-coupled receptor signaling pathway; complement receptor mediated signaling pathway. The transcript has 9 exons. Gene Ontology annotation, molecular function: leukotriene receptor activity; complement receptor activity. Gene Ontology annotation, cellular component: plasma membrane. Lineage: Eukaryota; Metazoa; Chordata; Actinopteri; Syngnathiformes; Syngnathidae.